Molecule: messenger RNA, 2364 nt
Organism: Monopterus albus (swamp eel)
Lineage: Eukaryota; Metazoa; Chordata; Actinopteri; Synbranchiformes; Synbranchidae
Product: kidney mitochondrial carrier protein 1-like
Exons: 9
Coding region: 322-1182 (286 amino acids)
Biological process (GO): transmembrane transport
Source: RefSeq, a predicted model, not a curated record
UGACCUUUUUGCUAGUUUUCAAACAAUCCUUAUGAUGAGACUAUUCAAAGAAAGGGUCUAAAAGUUCCAAGGUAACAACAUCAAUAGAUUGUUUCUGCAGAGGAAGGUCACCCUCUCAUCCACUGAGCGGCCCGGUUGGUGAGCAAUAAGCGGGGGGCGUGGCCAGCGGGCAGGCGGAGCUUCCUCCAGCACCGGCGGCAUGGGUGUGGGACGCGGGGCUGGGCUCCUCGAGCUCCGCCAGUGAUUGAAACGCUUUUUAAAAGUAUAGCCUACCGGUUCGCCAGGAGGUUUCCACUGUGACUCGGUAGACGGCUGGAGAAAAUGUCCGGUGUGAGCUGGCAGCCCUUUGUAUACGGCGGCUUAGCGUCAGUGACGGCGGAGUGUGGGACUUUCCCAAUCGACCUAGCCAAGACGCGCCUGCAAGUGCAAGGCCAGGUGCGCGAUAGCAAAUACCGAGAGAUCCGCUACCGAGGCAUGCUCCAUGCCAUAGCCAGGAUCGGACGAGAGGAGGGUCUGCGGGCGCUGUACUCAGGAAUAGCUCCAGCCAUGCUGCGCCAGGCCUCCUAUGGGACCAUUAAAAUUGGCAUGUAUCAGAGCUUUAAGCGGCUGCUGGUUGACAGACCAACGGAUGAGACCUUUCUGACCAAUGUGAUGUGUGGUGUUCUCUCUGGAGUCGUCUCCUCCUCCAUCGCCAAUCCCACUGAUGUGCUGAAGAUCCGCAUGCAGGCUCAAGGAAAUGUGAUCCAGGGCAGUAUGAUGGGCAACUUCAUCAACAUCUACCAGGAGGAGGGGACAAGAGGGCUGUGGAAGGGUGUCUCCCUAACAGCUCAGCGGGCAGCUAUUGUAGCUGGAGUCGAGCUACCGGUCUAUGACAUCACCAAGAAGCAUCUGAUCCUAUCGGGUUACAUGGGCGACACCAUGUACACACACUUCAUAUCCAGCUUUGUGUGCAGCCUGGCCGGGGCUGUGGCCUCCAACCCGGUGGACGUAGUCCGGACGCGCAUGAUGAACCAGAGAGGAGUCGCUUUGUACCAGGGAACACUGGACUGUUUACUGCAGACGUGGCGCUCUGAGGGCGUCAUGGCCCUCUAUAAGGGCUUCUUUCCCAACUGGCUCCGCCUGGGACCAUGGAACAUCAUUUUCUUCCUCACAUAUGAACAGCUGAAGAGGAUUAAAGUGUGAAUUGUAGAACGAGAGAGUGAAGAAGAGGCCAGCAUGAGCACACGCCACAAGAGGAGCUGUGGGGACCAAAUUCAGGAAUGGCCUGUUUGGGAUGGAUCAUUGGUGAAAGAGGGCUGAUGUAGACCCAUGUCUUGGGGGGGAAGGACAUGCCAGGCUCCUGUUUGGCCUCCAUGUCUCCUAAAGCCUGUGGCAAGUCAAAACACCAUAACUCAUUCAAAUGUGACAUUGGCUCCACGACUUACCUUUACUGACUGAGGAAUGAGAGAUAAACAGUAGAAUGCAGCAGUAGCCCAGUAGCCCCAGCCACAUUUAUUUCAGUUGCAGACUGUUUUAAAAAUGUGUCUCAUGUUCUCAUGUCAUGAGGAAAACUCCUGAGGGUGUUCAGCCUUCUGCACUUACAGUUGAGUGCCUUAGUUUGUGAUACAGGCUGUGUAUGCCACAGGUGCAUAAGGAGCGAGAGUGUCGGACAGCAGCUGACAAUUAUAAUCAUUCCCUUUCAGAUGAAACGUGGGUGUGAGUCAACAAACUUGGACAAGGGUGUAAUGUGAGGUGUUUUUUUUUUUUUUCCUUUGUUUCAAAAUUGAGACAUGGGGGUAUGGAAAGAUGACAUUUAUUAUUUUAAGGGGGUCUUGGGACUAUUUACAGAGUAAAGAGCCAAGAAUACAUCACACUGUACUGGAAUAAAUAACGGGUAUAAACAGCCUGAAGACUGGUGCAGAUGCUUAGGCAGGAUACACACAUCACAUGCCCAUAUGUGACAAGACUGCUGGUCCCUUGUGCCAGCAAGUGUAGACAGUACUGUAAAUAAAACCUAGGGCAGCUGGGUGUUGUCAUUCCCAGGGUUUCUGUGUUGUUGUGUAUGUUGCUGUAAAAACAUAUUGCAAACAGACAAAUUAUGUAAGCCCACGUAUUCACAGCUCCAGAUAGAUUUUGGUAUCUUAUUAGCAUCAGGUUUGUUGCUUAAAGCCACUAAAACCACAUGAUCCACAGUUAACUCCAUGUUUUCCAUAUACUGUAUUUGCAAGCUCUAUGCUUAUGUGAGCGUUCACUGUAAAGAAUAAAUGUGUUGCUGGCUGUUUUGUGCAAAAGCUUUCAGAGUGUAAGCCAGUAUAAUUUUGUCCAUUUGUAUGUGAAUACAAAUGCUGCUGUAGCCCUGUAUACUUGAAAUGAAACCAAAAAGAA